Messenger RNA from Xenopus tropicalis (tropical clawed frog), 1894 nucleotides. RefSeq lists its product as uncharacterized. The record is from RefSeq and is a predicted model, not a curated record. The transcript is spliced from 2 exons. Bases 167 to 877 code for a protein of 236 amino acids. Lineage: Eukaryota; Metazoa; Chordata; Amphibia; Anura; Pipidae.
ACAGAGCGUAAUACUAGUGAGAGCACAAGUACCGGGGCAAGAACAAAGCUCAGAGCUCCCACGGAGUUUCUAAGCUUAUGGAAAGGGCUUUGUAACCAACAGGAACUAUUGCAGCUCUUUUAUCCUCUUUUAUUAAUAAUUAAGGGUUUUGUGCCGUGCUGCAUUCAUGGGUCAGCCUAUUAAGCGCAGGCCCAGGACGGCCCCAGCAGUAAGCGAGGUGUACAUUCUGAAUAAGAGAGAAGAAGAAAGCCUGUGUGCAAAGCUGGAUGUGAUGCACUAUAAGCACCAUGUAGGUCUGACAAGGCUCAGGCAAGAUACUGACCAAAUUGCAAGGCAAGGGCAGAGUUUGCUAACCCAAAGGGCAGUUACCCCACAGUCAACGCUGGAGCACAUCAUGAACGAAAUUCAGACCUUCAAACAAAACAAACAUUGCAAACGGAGGCCCCUGGGUACUUUACCAGCUAGUACAGAGAUAAGCGUUGAGGUAAUCGAUAUGUAUUCAAAAUGGCCGUCUUCUUCCUUUGUGCCUCAAGACAUGAACGGAAGAAGGCAGAGUUUCUCUGUGGCUACACCAGAAAGAACGUCUCUGAACAGGAAGCUGAGUGCAACAGAUCAUAAGGAUCUAGAGUAUUCCCAGAAAAGCAUGGUUUGGAAAAAGAGGCCAAAUUCUAGUUUGCUUCAAAGGUCGGCGAGCGGGACUGACCUGCUGACAUACAAGGAGCUGGGAGGGAUUGCCCGACUGGAGAGUAUUUCCAUAAGGGAAGCAGAAAAGAGAGAGAAGCAGAAGCUUUUGGCCAGACAAAGACUCAGCAAUUCCCUUGACAGCGCAUUACGGCAAAGAAUUGAUCAUUUCUUUAUGAAACUUGAAUCACGCUGAAAAUCUUACCAGAUGGUUCUACCAGAGAGGGUUUGAACAAAACCAAAAAGGUACUCCUAAUAUCCAGGAGUGUUUUGCCUUCACUGAUUCACUUAUAUACUGUGAUAAAUUGAACUAAAAUAUGUUAGCGGCCAGGCACUUGGAAUAAGCAAUGGGAAGGACCUUCCAAGGGUUCCGGAAUGGAAUACUGGACUGCUUAACACUAUAUCUAAUAGGAAGGCAUCAGCCAAGUCAACAAUUUGGGGUUUUACCAAGACAUCUGAUAUCACAGAUACACCAGUGGGCUUCUGGAUCAGCGGAGACCUGCGCUUUGGCAAAAUCUGCUUUUUCUUGUAUUUGAAUCCUCCUUUUUUAUUGAAAGUAAUUAGAUUUAGAUUUUAAUUAUCACUGUAAAUAUCAGCGUCCGUCACCCUCAUUAUAUAGCAUACUAAAUGGUAUUGUAGAAGAAACCAUGUAAAAACACACUAAUACCAAUAGACUUUGGAUAUUUUUUCCUACUUAUCUUUUCAGUAUGUAUGUAUGUAUAUCUUUAUUUAUAAAGCGCUACUUAUGUACGCAGCGCUGUACAGUAGAAUAGAUUAAUACAAACAGGGGGUUAAUAAGAUAAUAAUAGAUAAAUACAAAGUAUAACAAUAAAUACAAGGUACAGUUGCAAUAAGUUAAGAGUAACUGCUAUUGACUGUAUAAUGUUACAGUGUAUUGUAAGUAAGAAGCAAAUUUGAGCUGUUCCUCAUAUCAAUGUAUGUUUAAUUGACUAAUUCAGUGUUUCCACUUGACAUAAGCGAAAAGAAUAAAGGGUGGAGCCUAUAACAACUACUUGACAUAUAAUUAUUUUUAUUAAAAGGCAUUUAUAAAGAGGGCUCUGCCCAAAAGAACUUACAAUUGAAAUUUAUAUUAUCACUAUGUGGAUAUGUCUUAUUCUCUAAUACCUUGUACAUAUGUGCAUUUGGUAUAUCAAAGGCCUGAACUCAUGUUAUUUAAUCUGCAAACUAAUUAUAUUAAAAUUACGUAUACAGA